Molecule: messenger RNA, 240 nt
Organism: Entrophospora sp. SA101
Lineage: Eukaryota; Fungi; Glomeromycota; Glomeromycetes; Entrophosporales; Entrophosporaceae
Source: the annotation of a GenBank genome assembly
AUGGGUGUUAAUUCAAAGUUGGAACAUAUUUCAUUAUUUUGUGAAAAAUAUCCACAAAUUGCAAAUUGUCUUAUGCUCGUUUAUCUUGAUUUAACUCUGGUUAAAUCAUGGUUCGAAGUUAAUGUUGAAGAGGUUGAACAAUUACAAAGAUGUAUUAUAAAGGGAAAACAAAAUCAAGAAUCAAUGUAUGAAAUAAUUUUACCUUGUUCAUCAGCGGAAGAAUGGUCAAUUGAUCGGUAA